CAAAAUUCUUGCCGCCAAAUCCUGUUCAGCGAAUUGACCAUCGGAGUUCCCACUGAAUUCCCACAAAGAUCUUUCAUUCUGUCUCCCUUACAAUAAUAUAGCGAAUUGACAUGUUCGACUUCACAGACGACGCGUCCGGACGCGAAAAAUGCUACACCACAGUCUCUCAGUUACCUAAUUUCAUCGACCCGAAACAGGUGCCGAGCAAGAAGUCUCCAUUCUCUGCUAUUGUGAACCAUCCCUUUGUGCAUACAGCCGAGGUCAUUCUUCCAGAAGAUGUUUACACAGACAUUCAAACGUCAUUAGACAAGCUGAAUAAGCCUCAGUCCGCUCGAGUAUUCAUGUCACCAUCUGAUCUGCUGGAGCAUGAAUUUUUCAACACAUAUAUCAAGACCGGAAAUAUUCUCAUGAUAUCCGAAGGCCGAGCAGGUUCUGACAAUGUGUUCACCCUACAAGAAGGAAUCCUCAAGAUUGAGCUUGGGAAAGAAACAUUUGAACGCACAGGACUCACAGGGAAACCUAUCCGAAGCGGCGGAAGAAAGCACGCAAAGGAGAGAUUCUUGAUUGAGCUCAAUUUGCGCCUCCCCUCGAUGCUCCAUGGCAAGAAAGGGUUUGACAGGAUCAUAUGGGUCUUCAAAAAUGUGUUGAGUCAGUCUUUGGCUUGGCUUUUCUGCGAUCUGGAGUCCACCUCUGGGAACCAAGAAACUAAGCCCAUCCAAAAGCACCAUCCGCAGAAUAUCGAUUCUGAGGUACUGAAAACCAACCUGGGUCGAAUUUCAACACCCUCUCUACAAGGACUAGUUUCAAAUGAUUCUUCCGAGGGAGAUAUGCAGGAGAGCUGCGGUGCCUUUGCUGAAUGGAUUGCCAUGGUCCAGCUUGGGUCACCCCGUGUUUCUGCAGACGAUGACGUCGACUCGUACCUGAGUCGCUACAGUGUACCAGGAGUCGAUGCAGCCAGUACCACCGAUCUCGUUAGCCUAAAAUGGCAUGGUAUGAUUUCAGCAAAGUGGGUUCAGGAACUAUUCCUAUCUCUGCUAUCCCGCACCCCCAGCUCAAGUUCUGGGCCCGCCCCGGCCUGGUUCGUUCUUUCCACUUCUACGCUGGGGAGACAAUCUGUGGAAGGAAGGGACGGCUAUACAAUUGCGACCGCUCCAGACAUUUGUGCCCCAGUGAUAUCCAGUAGAAACGAUGCCGAUGCGUCCAAAUCUAGCAGCCGCUAUGCGAUAUGCUGGGAAUACGUUGGGGCAACGUCUGUGGAGUAAUGAAGAAGGACUAGUUGCUUUAUUGACCAUGGCAACUUGAGCAUCUGUUAUUGAAUUACUCGUCGGCGCUGGCGGUCUCUAUUUGCGCUUGACUGCAUUUUUACAUCAUAUGAAGCCAUAAAACCCCAAGCAUCUCCCUUCUUCCCUCCCUCUCUCCUCAACCCACCCACUCUCUCUCUUUCUCCUGACAACCAGAAACCCAUCACUCUCUUUGCAGUCUUGCUCUUAACCUCGCUCUCUUAAUCCUUCCUCACCUCGCUUCUCCUUGCUC
Penicillium subrubescens is the source of this 1533-nucleotide messenger RNA. Its product is annotated as ribonuclease P protein subunit p40. NCBI's taxonomy places the organism in Eukaryota, Fungi, Ascomycota, Eurotiomycetes, Eurotiales, Aspergillaceae. The transcript is spliced from 7 exons. The record is from RefSeq and is a predicted model, not a curated record. Bases 111 to 1262 code for a protein of 383 amino acids. Gene Ontology annotation, cellular component: ribonuclease MRP complex; multimeric ribonuclease P complex. Gene Ontology annotation, biological process: tRNA 5'-leader removal; endonucleolytic cleavage in ITS1 to separate SSU-rRNA from 5.8S rRNA and LSU-rRNA from tricistronic rRNA transcript (SSU-rRNA, 5.8S rRNA, LSU-rRNA); tRNA 3'-end processing. Gene Ontology annotation, molecular function: ribonuclease P activity; ribonuclease MRP activity.